This is a messenger RNA of Cornus florida, 939 nucleotides long. RefSeq lists its product as uncharacterized. The transcript has 3 exons. Lineage: Eukaryota; Viridiplantae; Streptophyta; Magnoliopsida; Cornales; Cornaceae. Bases 1 to 939 code for a protein of 312 amino acids. The record is from RefSeq and is a predicted model, not a curated record.
AUGGUUCGAUUGCAAUCUGGUCUGGUUGCUGGCGAAUACGAAGCGUUACAAACUUCUGAUCAAGGGGACUCGACGAGGCAACCCCCCGCCGUCCCAAAUGAUCAGGAACGCGUCACAGCGUUGGAACAACAGGUAGAAGAGGUGGACGACAAGGUUGCCCUCACAGCCUUUAUGGGAGGACUACAGACUUCUAAGUUCCUAUUUUCCUUAUCAAAAGAAGCCCCUACAAGCAUGACAGAGUUGAUGGUUAGAGCAUGGAAGCACAUGAAUGCUGAGGAUGCUAUGAAUGCACGAAAAAAUAAAGAUGGUGAAGAUAAGAGGUCGGAGAAGAAGAGGCUAGCACCUAACACUAGGGAGGAAAAGGAAUCGAAGUACAAGAAAUUCUCAAACAACCAGAUUCAAGAUGACGCAUCAUUGAAAUGGCCACCAAAGCUAAAAGCUAAUCCAACAAAGAGGUCUCUAAGUAAAUACUGUAGGUUUCACCGGGACCAUGGACAUAACACAGAAGAUUGUUUCGACCUCAAAAACCAGAUCGAGAACCUUGUUCGUAAAGGUCAUUUACGCAAAUUCACAACUGGAAAUGGAAAAGGAGGCUCCAACCCAGCCCGGGAGGGCCGAGAUGAUCGCCCUCCUCAACACCAACCAAUGGGUGAGAUCAAAGUUAUAUCGGGUGGCUUCGCUGGUAGUGGUGAGACGAGUUCGGCUCGGAGGGCUCAUGCUAGGAGUAUUCGGAGUUUUUCAGAGGUGAAUGAAGUUGGAAUGACAAGUCCUCCAACAAAAUUACCUCGAGUUGAGGAGCCGGUCAUAACCUUUUCUGAAGAAGAUGACAAGGGAAUUCACCAGCCCCAUGAUGACCCCCUGGGCAUACAAGAAAUUGAAAAUUGGCCGAGAGAAGCUCCGACCCAUGAAAUCACCACUGGUGGGAUUUUCAGGCGAUAA